Molecule: messenger RNA, 1901 nt
Organism: Hipposideros armiger (great roundleaf bat)
Lineage: Eukaryota; Metazoa; Chordata; Mammalia; Chiroptera; Hipposideridae
Gene: LURAP1L
Product: leucine rich adaptor protein 1 like
Exons: 2
Coding region: 849-1535 (228 amino acids)
Biological process (GO): positive regulation of canonical NF-kappaB signal transduction
Source: RefSeq, a predicted model, not a curated record
GGAACUCCCACCUAAAACAGGACGCUGAAACUACCACUAGCAGCGGACGUGGGAAAUUUUCCGUUGUUCAUCUUGCCGGUGAUAUACGGUACAGGGGUUGGCCCUGGUUGGGUCCACCUGCCAGAGGAGUUUAAAGUUUCCGAGGCUCCGAAGAACACAAUGACUUGGAUCAAACAGCCUACAUAGAGAGACGGAUAUUUCUGCUGCAUCGAGGAAGCCAUUCAACGCCUGCUAAACUAUGUGUCUCUUUUUUAUGCGUCCACGCGCACAACCGACCUUCUCUAUCACUGACUAGAGAUUAUUUGUGACAACCCAGGAUAUUCCGAAAGCUUGGCGAUUCAUGGCUGGAAAAUGAAACGACGCGGGAAGUGUGGCCACAUCAUUACAUGGUGUCGCGUGGUACCAGAUGUGUAGUCAGUGAAUUGCGCAGGGAUGUGAACGGAUAGUUUUAUGCGAUUUUUCCUCCAUAAAACUAAAACAGACUUCAUUUCCUUUUUUUUUUUUUUUUUGGUCUGUACUACUUGCGUUUUCCCCCUCUGCAAUAUCAAUUAACUCAACUUUGCAGUGAGGUGGCCAAAUAGCAAGAAGAUGAAGUGGUCUCUAUAAUCUUGGUCGAGAGUCAGAGGAGUUACAGCGCCCCGGGAACGGCAGCUGCGACCCGCCGCGUCCUGAGCAGAUUGCAGGGUGGAAACCGCGCAGGCGGUUAUGGAGCGGACAGUGCACCCAAUCUGCGGAGCAUAGAGACCGGGGCGGCGGAAGGGGUCCUUUCAUCUCGCAGCAGCCUUGGAGGCCGCUGCUGCCUCUCCUCCGCAGCGUUUUAUUACCAUUAUCAUCGUUCUUGAAAAGUCAUGGAAGACGGGCCGCUGCCAGACCUCAGAGACAUAGAGCUGAAGCUGGGACUCAAAGUACCUGAGAGCCUAGUGCGCUCGCUCCGUGGGGAGGAGCCGGUUCCCCUGGAAAGGGACGGGGACCCCUGCGGGGGGAGCGGCGGUGGCAGUGGCGGUGGCGGAGGCUGCAGUAGCAGCAGCAGCAGCUGCAGCCUCCCUCCCUCCUUGUCGUCCUCCUCUUCGUCCUCCCCAACCUCUGGUUCCCCACGACGUAGCCACUCCAGCGCCCUGGAGAGGCUGGAAACCAAGCUUCACCUCCUCAGGCAAGAGAUGGUUAAUCUCAGAGCCACAGACGUCAGGCUCAUGCGCCAGCUGCUCCUUAUCAAUGAGAGCAUUGAGUCCAUCAAGUGGAUGAUUGACGAGAAAGCCACGAUUGCUAGCCGGGGCAGCAGUCUCAGUGGCAGCCUGUGUAGUUUACUGGAGAGUCAGAGCACCUCCUUACGUGGCAGCUACAAUAGCCUGCAUGAUGGCAGUGAUGGGCUGGAUGGUAUCUCUGUGGGAAGCUACCUGGACACUUUGGCAGAUGAUGUCCCAGGCCAUCAGACCCCGUCAGACUUGGACCAAUUCAGUGAUAGCUCCAUAAUAGAGGACUCCCAGGCAUUGCACAAGCAUCCCAAAUUGGAUUCUGAAUACUACUGCUUUGGCUAAUGACCCAGUUUUUUUGCAUGGGAUUGGUGUGCAAUUAAUUCAUAUUUAUCUUUCUUCUCCGCUGCUAUAUUUUUGGUGUGAUUUUUUUUAAUAUGACAGCCUUUGGGGGGAAAAAAGCUUAUUUUGAAACUGCUUGAUGAUUCUGUUGCUCCUAAUAUUUCUAAUCCUGACUGAUUUAUCUUUCUCUCUUAUAUCUCUAUUUUUAUUUAUUACAAUGAUUGUUCUCCCUUCUUUUACAGUGGCACAAAUAAAGUAGGGGGAAAGAAUAAGCAAUAAUUAUGUUUUUACUUUUGUUUUCAGAGCAAGGGGUCAGGGAUUACAAGAAAAACUUUGCUAAAUUUUACAAUAAACCAAAGUCUGAUAACA